CGAUUGUGUGAGUCAUGGUGGAAAAUUCGAGGCAAGCGUACCGAUGCGCAAAGAACAAGCAUAAGCGAAGAAGAUAAAGAUAUCGAUUAAAAUUUCUGCUACAAAAAUAAAUAUAUAUGUAACGCAUAUUGUAAAUGUCCUAAGUUAAGUGAUAUAAAUCAAAUAUUUGUGUAAAGUUUAAUAUUUUAAUACGCGUCGAAGUACAACGAGUGAGGCUACAAAAAAGCACACACUAAAGUGGAGUACUUGGCGAGCGCAAAUAACGGAAAUCAAAUUCGAAAUAAACGCUGCGCAAUAGACGGUGGUGUACAUAAGAGUUUAACAAAAUCCGAAUCAGAAUCAGUUGAAAGUGUGAUUUUUUUGAGCCUUUGUCUGUAAGUGAAGAGAAAGCUUUAAGCGGAAUUACAUCUAUAUAUAUAUAUAAAUAUAUAAAUACGAAGCCAGCCCGUCGCCAUUUUGAAAGUGAUUUUACAAUACACACACACACAUAUAUACACAGCUGCGAACACAUCCACACAUAACCCCAAAUAAAAUCCGAAGAAAAGAGCAAAAAAAAACACAAAGCAAACCCAUUUCCGCAACAUUUUAAAGUGAAACAUCCAAAUCAAGGCAACUUUUAAACCAAACUCAACCCAUUUUGUAUAUAACGCUUGUCGAAAUAUCGAAAUCUGUAUAACGAAGUGGCUGAGAAAACUGCGACACACACACGCUCGCACGCUCGUUGGUGUGAGAAGGUCUACGGCAAAAAAGAUCAGCACGGCUUGGAAUGCGAAAACAGCAGUUGAAUCAGCGAAGAACAGAAAGAGUUUGCGAAAUUAUAGCUAAGGAUAGCUUAACCGGAGUAAAAGAGAUAAAUCAACAGACUGAUAAACAAUACAUAACGUUACAAGUAAAACUAAAUAAAGUAAAGUAAACAGCAGCUGUACAUAAAACAUAAAGGAGAAGUGGAAAGCAGCUACGUGCUCAGCCGCCCGUCGCCCUUUUCGUUUCCAUUUUGGAGGUCAUCUCAACUUCGGCGACUAUCAGCUACCAAAGAAAAUAGAGCGGCGCAGCUACAUCAACAUCUCAAUAGCAAUAGCAGCAGAAGCAGAAUCAGAAACAGAAGGCGUUUGGUUUCGAUUUAUAAAGAAUUGAUUUAAGUGCGUGUGAUAUUUAACGUUAAGCAUUAAUUUAGCGAAUUAACCAAAAACAAAAAGGCAAAACAGCAGAAAUUUUAAUAAGAGAAAGAGAAGAGGAGAGCGGAGAGAGAGAGAUAUCGAUCCAGAGAUCGGAAAGCGACGAAAUUACUAUGACAUACUCGCACAAUAGCGUUAGGAACAACAUCAGAAUGACAACCGCAUCGGCCACCAAGUCCAUACGAUUAAAAAAGGGAGCAGCAUCAGCGACCUCCGCAUCCAACUCAUCCACCCCCUCGCCCACAUCCGCACCCGUCUCCCCCACAUCCGUAUCCGCAUCCGCACCAGCAACGCCCUUGGUAACUGCACAUUCCAACAGUAUUGCCAGCAGUACAAAUAACGCCCAAUUCCUGAGCUCCUCGCCCACGAGUCUCGGUCUUGGCCUGGGUCUAUCCGCCCUUGCCACGCCCCCCAACCAGAGGCAGCGGCAACUGCAGUCCCAAUCCCAGUCGACCGGAUCCAAGAACAAGUAUCAGCAGUCGCAGCAGCAGCGCCAGUCGCCGCAGCAGCAGCAGGGAUCCUCUGUAGGCGGUGGAGGCUUCUUCUUUGCCAACAACAACCGAAGGAACGGAGGAGGACGUUCGCCCCAGGGAGCUAUGCAGGUGCGGCAGUCACCAGCCACCAUUUUGGGUGGAGGCUUCUCGCCGGGAAUCGUCGGAGGAUCGGCUCGCAAGCAGAGGAAGAGCCCUUCGUUAGGCGGAAAGAUUUCGCCCCAGCACCAGAUGCAGAUGCAGCAGCAGCACCCACUCAUACCCACCGCACUGACGCAUUUCGCGGGCAGCAAGUGCUUUGAUGCACCAGCUCCAACGGCGCUGCCCAAGCCACCGCAGCACUGGACGUUGUCCAGGUCGGAGGGUAAGCUUCCCAUGAUGAUGCCGUCGAUGCCCAAGUUCCAGGUGCCGAUGCAGACAGGCCGCUCGAAGCGGAAUCUCCUCGAUGACUUCGACACGCACAACCUGAAGUUGCUGCUCAAUGUGCAGUCGUAACCACACUGGUGCUGGAGGAUCAGUGUCUGGAGCAGGGAAGCAGGAACAGGAUCUGGAUCUAGAGCUGGAUCUGAAGAUGGAUCUGGAGGACCGACAUGAAUGGCAAGAACACCCGGUGGACCCCGAACCCGUCAAUGAGUUGCAAAAAAAUCGAAAUGAACAUAAAAUCAACAAAAAAAAUUAACAAAAACACAAAACAAAAAA
Messenger RNA from Drosophila mauritiana, 2365 nucleotides. RefSeq names its product protein MLP1 homolog. The transcript has 2 exons. Gene Ontology annotation, cellular component: nucleus. Bases 1289 to 2161 code for a protein of 290 amino acids. The record is from RefSeq and is a predicted model, not a curated record. Lineage: Eukaryota; Metazoa; Arthropoda; Insecta; Diptera; Drosophilidae.